Ceratotherium simum simum (southern white rhinoceros) is the source of this 1197-nucleotide messenger RNA. The record is from RefSeq and is a predicted model, not a curated record. NCBI's taxonomy places the organism in Eukaryota, Metazoa, Chordata, Mammalia, Perissodactyla, Rhinocerotidae.
UCCAUGGAAAAUGUAAUCCUGAAUCUGCUAACACACUACCUUUUGAGGGAUGUAUUGUUAUGAAGAAUGGAGACUCCAGUGAGAAAUCAUCACUCUAAUGCUUUCCUUAAGGAAGGAACAUAAAUGCUCAAGAUGGGAAGUAACAGCACAAACAGUACAAGAGCAAAGUGCACUGAUCUUCAAAUGCCAUUUCAGUACUCCCUCUAUGCAACCACCUACGUCCUCAUAUUCAUCCCUGGUCUUCUUGCCAACAGUGCAGCCUUGUGGAUUCUGUGCCGCUUCAUCAGCAAGAAAAAUAAAGCCAUCAUUUUCAUGAUCAACCUCUCUGUGGCUGACCUUGCUCACGUUCUGUCCUUACCCCUCCGGAUUUACUAUUACAUCAGCCACCAUUGGCCUUUCCAGAGGGCCCUUUGCCUGCUGUGCUUCUACCUGAAGUAUCUCAACAUGUAUGCCAGCAUUUGCUUCCUGACGUGCAUCAGCCUUCAGAGGUGCUUCUUUCUCCUCAAGCCCUUCAGGGCCAGAGAUUGGAAGCGUAGGUAUGAUGUAGGCAUCAGUGCUGCCAUCUGGGUCAUCGUGGGGACUGCCUGUUUGCCGCUUCCAAUUCUGAGAAGUGUUGGCUUAGCCAACAACACUGAGUCCUGCUUUGCUGAUUUAGGGCUUCAACACAUUAGCAUGGCUUCCUCCAUUGGCAUGGUAACUGUAGCUGAACUUGGAGGAUUUGUACUGCCAGUUGUAAUUAUUACUUAUUGCACAUGGAAAACAAGAAAAUCUUUACAGGAAUUCCAAGUUCCCCCUCAGAAUAUCAAAGAGCGAAAAAAGGCUUUGUGGAUGGUCCUGAUGUGUGCAGUGGUGUUUAUUGUAUGUUUCACCCCUUACCACCUCAACUUCCCAUUCUUUAUGAUGGUUAAACAACACGUCUUUUCAAACUGUUCAUUUAUUAAGAGCACUCUCUAUUUCCACAUCAUUUCCCUGUGUCUCGCAAAUCUGAAUUGCUGUCUUGAUCCAGUUGUAUAUUACUUUAUGACCUCAGAAUUUCGUGAUAGAUUUUCGGAACAUGGUGGCUUGGUUCUUCAGUCGUGUGUGAGAUGCAAGGACAGUGGUUUGGAAAUUCAUCACAGGAAGGAGGAUCUUCAAACUAUCUCUCUUGAACUUUUGGAUGAUUCCAAAACAAUGUAAUCAAAUACUUAGCUUAGAAUA